This is a messenger RNA of Chenopodium quinoa (quinoa), 723 nucleotides long. RefSeq lists its product as uncharacterized. The record is from RefSeq and is a predicted model, not a curated record. Bases 157 to 465 code for a protein of 102 amino acids. The transcript is spliced from 4 exons. Lineage: Eukaryota; Viridiplantae; Streptophyta; Magnoliopsida; Caryophyllales; Amaranthaceae.
ACCGAGGACAAGUGUACAAGUACAACCACAUUCUCCUCGUUACUCGAACAUGAGUAAUACUUGUAUACAUUUUCAUAUGGGAAUUUCUCGUCAUACAACUACCAAAAGAAAGUGCAGAAACUUGAAGAACAGUAGCAUUUCCUUUCAACAUCAACAAUGGAGGAUUUCUCUUCAACAAUGUCAUUUAACCAUAACAAGCAUCUCAAAGAACAUUUUGUUAGCAAUUUAACUGGAUCAUCUUUGCUCGACAUUUUCUCAAUUUCAUUCGUGAUUCCCAUUAUUGUGCUUCUUCGGCGUGCAAUUGGAUUUAAUUACGUUUCUGGUUCCAUUAAAUCGCAGAGGUCAUCAAAGAAAGAUGAUGGUGAUUCGGCUACUGCAAAGUAUUCCAGUGCCUACAUGGUGUCAAUGGCUGUGGAUUUUCUCUUCAUUGUUGUUCCCAUACUUUUAAUUCACAUUGUAAGUUAGAUUCAUAUAAAGUGCUGGAGCAUUAAAUAAAAUGUCUGAGGAAAGAAGUAUGAGGACUUCACCUAUACAUUUUCUUAUCUAUUUCAAUAUUAUCGAUCUAAAAUUACUAUCAGUGCUAAUGUCAUAUUCUCCCUUUCCAAAUUUGUUUCAAGUCUUGCACUCUUGCAUAAGUUUCCAUUCUUAUUUAUUAGCUGAUUGGUCUGCUCUCAUUGUUAGAGAUUUAGAGCAUUCUUCUACUUCCAAUCCUCUCAUGGUAAA